AUGAGAACGCAGCCUGCUCAAAUGAAGCAAGACUUGGAGACUAUCUUUAGAGAGCUGGGAAUCUCUCAGUAUCUCGAUACCUUUGUGGAGCAAGGCUUCGAUACCUGGGAUACCAUUCUCGAUAUUCAGGAGUCUGACCUGUGGAUUCUCAGUGAUGCUUUGGGUGUAAAGCUGGGCCAUCGAAGAAGACUCCAGCGACGAAUCGCCAACGCAAGGGGGAUUGACCCCAGUAUCUCACUGUCAUCAAUAAAAGCCGCCAUCGAAGAGGGAAAACAUGAUGGUACUUAUAAAAGGAGAGAACCAGGUCCUGGUGAUGGUAGUAGCGGGCCAAAGCGCAAAUACCGCCGGCAUCCUAAGCCGGACGAGAAUGCACCUGAACGUCCCAUGUCCGCGUAUGUGCUCUUCUCAAACAAAUUAAGAGAAAGCCUUAAGGGCGACCGCUCUCUCACAUUUACCGAAAUUGCCAAAUUGGUGGGAGAGCAUUGGCAGAACCUAUCAUUACCAGAGAGAGAGGUAUAUGAAGGCCAAGCAAGACAGAGCAAGGAGCGAUAUUAUCGGGAGAUGGCGGUUUAUAAAGAAACACCAGAAUAUCGCAAGUAUAUGAAAUACCUCGAUGAAUUCAAUGACAAACAAUCCAAACCCAGUCAACGCAACGAGGAUGCAAAACGAGCAAGGUUGGAUCAGCAUGAGCUCAUGCACGAUCACAAUGGUUCUGGAAGUAGUAUUGUGAGCGGUAGCACAAUUUUAGGCGGUUCAACCUCAACCGCGAGCGGCAGCAGCAGCGAAAGAAGACGAGAUAGCGAAUCCCGCGAGUCUCCAAAUCCUCGGCAAAACAGCGUCAACUUGGUCUUUUCUGGCCCAGAAUCACAUCAUUCCUCAGCAGCCCCUAUCCCAUCUCCAGCAUCGGCUUACUUUGAGGUCGACAUGACAAAGAGAGGCAGCAGUUCGGGCCACUUACGGCAAGGCUCUUCAUCAUUAAGAGGGGUAACACAAAUGGUACCACAUCAAGUCGACAUGCCACAACAGCAGCAACAGCAUCUGCCAUCGCUUUCCGAUAUGCUGGCCAGUGGCCAAAGAAGAUUAGACGCCCCCGUGAUCGAGCCUGCGGGACUCCCUCACGCAUUUACAGCAACCCAUCACAGGCCAUCAGCGUCUCAAGGAGAACAUGCAUUGCUGCCCGUAUCAGUACCAGCUCUUCACCACGAGUCAUCAUCAAGCGGCAGCAGUGUCCCAACGGUGGCAUCGAGCAGAGCUAGUCGUAGAUUGAGCGAGGGACCAUUACCAAUCCACGCGCUUCUAUCAGACCAAUCUCAAACGCCUCAUCGCGGAGAUGAAGGCCCGUUAUAUACAGCCAGCUACGUUGCUAGUCCAGUUGAGCGGGGGAGGUCAGCCUUUGGUCCAUACCAAGGGCCUAAGGGAUAUGGUACCUAA
Molecule: messenger RNA, 1431 nt
Organism: Trichoderma asperellum CBS 433.97
Lineage: Eukaryota; Fungi; Ascomycota; Sordariomycetes; Hypocreales; Hypocreaceae
Source: RefSeq, a predicted model, not a curated record